UAAAAGCCUCCUAACUGCGCUCUUGACCACUGACCAACAGUGGACAGACCCAGGACCCAAAGUCAGCAAUGAAGAUCCUCUUGUGUUGCCUGCUCCUGCUUCCAUUUGCAGAUAUGGUGGUGGCAGCUUCUAUCAAAGGGCAAUCCCCAAAAAAAGGUGUGUUAAGCUUUCUACAUGAUGCACUAGCACUUACUACAGAAAGGACCACACCUGCAGCCGUUACAGCACAAAGGACCCCUCUAUGUGGCACUGUGAAUAAGCAAGACUCAGACGAUAUGUCAGAUGCCAAAUCUACAGAGAGCUCUGAAACCAACAGAUGUUCAGAAUCUGAUGCGUUUGACAAAAAUGGAGAUGAAAGCAGAGAUGUAUCCAAAGACCUUGACAGCGAUGAGAUCAUGAUUCCUGGAGCUGUGGCAAAAAAUAAGGCUCCGUCAAGGAAGGUGACUGUAGUGGGCAAUGACAGUAUGGCAGCGAUGGAUAUGACCAGCAGCCUGGUUCAGGACCAUGGGAGCAGGGAGCAUAGUUUGAUUCAAGGAGAACUCCAAGCAAGCAGAGACAGUGAGGAAGGAGGGAUAACAAAUGCUUGGGAGGGUGGUGGUCAAAGCACCAAUCUCCAAAGGUGGGCCACACGAGGAAAAGUUAAUGGGAUGAGUGGUAUGUUGGUCCAUGGCCAAAUCAGAGAAAGGCCAAAUUGGGAUAGUUUGGAAGACAGCAGUGACAGCCUGGCUGGAGUGAGCACCAACAAACAAACGGACUAUGAUGAAACCAGAGAAUAUAUGAGCUCUGAAACCUAUCCAGUUGUCCCACAAGAGCACAGGUCCAGCAGCUUGCCCAUUCCAUCCAAGAGCCAUGUCGCUUGAUGAGCACACAGAGAUUGCAUGUCUUCCUUAUGAAUCACGGCUCACUGUCUGUUGACUCAGGAGACUCAACUCAAGACAGUUUGCUUCCACAUCCGGAUGCUGCAGGGACUUUUUCUAUCCAAAAUUAGAUUUUCAGCACACGUUUUUGUUCUCUGAUCAAACAAACAAAUGUAAAAAAUAAAUAUGUUUUGAUUUAACCUGUGCUGGGUGUGUUGGUGUAAGCUGUCAGAGUGUGAUGAAAAUAA
This is a messenger RNA of Pelmatolapia mariae (spotted tilapia), 1105 nucleotides long. RefSeq lists its product as uncharacterized. Lineage: Eukaryota; Metazoa; Chordata; Actinopteri; Cichliformes; Cichlidae. The record is from RefSeq and is a predicted model, not a curated record. The coding region runs from base 69 to 860 and encodes 263 amino acids. The transcript is spliced from 11 exons.